AUGGAGACGCUUGUGCUCGUUUUUGGAUUCCGUGAGAAAUCGAAGCAGGUGAUCGAACUCCUUAAGGACAACGACAUGAUCCGCGAAGAGCGCGAGAAGUCUCGCAAGCUCCGGGACAAGUACGUCGGGCUUGGAAGCGGCGGCGGUUUCAGCGGCGGGGGGGGUGGGUACAGCGGGGGCGGGAGUGGGUACAGCGGGGGCGGCGGCGGGUACAACGGGGGAAACGGCAGCUCUCGAUACGGAGGGACGAUUGCGAAGGGCAAGUACUCAGACACGGCGGAGGAACCCAGCUACAGAAGCAAGGCAGCCGAGCCACAAAAGGAACCUUCUAAGCCUAAGCGCGACCGCAAGAAGUCUUCCGGCGGCGGUGGCGGUCCUAAGCUGACAAUCAAGAUCAAGGAGAAGGGCGGCGGCGGAGGGAGCUCCACCGCGAAACCGGCCGCAGCUGCCGCUAAAGCCGCCCCCGUUCCAGACCUACUAGGUGGCGAUUUCCUGACCUCCGACCCCGCUCCCGCGGCUGCUACCGCCGCCGCCGCCGCAGGCGGCGGGUUCGGGGACAUGUUUGCCGCCGCUCCCGCGAACGGCGGCGGCAGCGGCUUCGAUGGGUUCGACCCCCGCGGCGGGGGAUCUUCCGCUGCUGCGGCCCCAGCGGCCCCAACUCCGGUGGCUACUGCUGCCGCGGCGGCGGCGGCGGCUCCGGCUGGAGGUGGCGGCGUGUUCGGUCAGGAGUUCUCGGGUUUUUCUGCGGUGCCGGCGGCGGGUCAACCGCCCGGGGCGGCGGCCGGCGGCACGGGCGGGGCGGCCUUCGGAGACCCUUUCGCGGCCGCACCUGCCGUCCUACCGACGACCACCGCGAUCGGCGGCGGUGGCGCGUUCGCUGGCAAUAACGGUAACGGGGCCGUGCACGCACGUGCCCCCUCCACCGGAAACGAAGACUUUAGCGAUUUCCAGGGUAGCAGCAGCGCGCCCGGCGGCGGCGGCGGCGGGGAGACUACGGGCGCGUCCAGCGGCGGCACGGGCGCGGCAACGAAUGGCGCCGUGACUAACCCCAAGUGGAGGGACGUGUCUUCCCUUGUCGAUCUCGGAGGGCUGAGCAGUAACACGGACAAGAAGGUUGCGGAGCAGAAGGUCGUGGAGCAGACGUUCCAGUCGAACAACAACUCCUUCGCGGGCCUGGACGGGUUCAAGGCGCCCCAGCCGCAGGGCAUGGGAAUGAACCGCCCCCUGUCUGGAAUGACGGGUUUGUCGGGCGGCGCAGGGACGGGGAUGAUGAUGGGAGGAGGUAUGGGCGUCCAGCAGCCGAUGCAGCAGCCGAUGCAGCAGCCGAUGCAGAUGCAGGGGGGGUGGAUGGGCGCCCCCCAACAAGGCAUGGGCGGGGCGGGCGGGAUGGGGGCUUGGGCACAACAGCAGCAGCAACAGCAGCCGGGGCAAGGCUUCGGCAUGGGAGGAGGGAUGAUGGGAGGGAUGCAGGGAGCCGGCGCCGGCGCUGGGGGUGCAGGAAUGGGCAUGGGAGGCAUGCAGCAGCAGGGCGGUGCCGGGAUGGGAGCCAACAAGCCGGCAGCGGCAGGGGGAGCAGCAGGGGGUACGACGAUGCCCGGCGGAUUCUUCUAG
Molecule: messenger RNA, 1611 nt
Organism: Ectocarpus siliculosus
Lineage: Eukaryota; Phaeophyceae; Ectocarpales; Ectocarpaceae
Source: the annotation of a GenBank genome assembly